Molecule: messenger RNA, 3230 nt
Organism: Gadus chalcogrammus (walleye pollock)
Lineage: Eukaryota; Metazoa; Chordata; Actinopteri; Gadiformes; Gadidae
Product: serine/threonine-protein kinase 38-like
Exons: 14
Coding region: 367-1758 (463 amino acids)
Biological process (GO): intracellular signal transduction; peptidyl-serine phosphorylation
Molecular function (GO): ATP binding; protein serine/threonine kinase activity
Source: RefSeq, a predicted model, not a curated record
GCAGGAGCGUCUGCCGAGCGCAUCCAUUCCCAGGAAGCAGCAGCGGCGUUCGUUUUAUUCUAGAGAAGGGAAGCCUCGUAUUUCGAGGUCAGGGUAUUUCCAAACGAGGUCAAAAGAGAUUAUUACAUUGUUUUAGGGCAGCUUGCUGUCACUGACAACAAGCUAUGUCUAGUCGUCGUUUUCCUAACUAAUAUGGACUAUUUUACUGGGCAGUGGCGCGGUUGGCUUUAGCCGCUGACUGGACCCCCUCCUCGGGACACAAUUGCCUCAAAUUGGUCAAAUUCAGAUUUUUUUUUUCACUGAAAAGGUGGGCUGGCUGCCAGCCAAUCGGGGACCCUGGAGCCGGACACGGAGGAUAGCGUGGCCAUGACGGGGGGCACAACGGCGGCCGCCCUGCCCAUGAGCAACCACACGCGGGAGCGUGUGACCGUGGCCAAGCUGACGCUGGAGAACUUCUACAGCACCCUCCUCACACAGCAUGAGGAGCGGGAGAUGAGGCAGAAGAAGCUGGAGAAGGUGAUGGAUGAUGAAGGCUUACUGGAUGACGAGAAGGUGAUGCGGCGCUCCCAGCACGCCCGUAAGGAGACAGAGUUCCUGCGGCUGAAGCGGACGCGUCUCGGCCUGGACGACUUUGAGUCCCUGAAGGUCAUAGGUCGCGGGGCGUUUGGAGAGGUGCGGCUGGUGCAGAAGAAAGACACGGGACACAUCUACGCCAUGAAGAUCUUAAGGAAGGCCGACAUGCUGGAGAAGGAGCAGGUGGCUCACAUCCGGGCGGAGCGAGACAUCCUGGUGGAGGCGGACGGGGCGUGGGUGGUGAAGAUGUUCUACAGCUUCCAGGACAAGAGGAACCUCUACCUCAUCAUGGAGUUCCUGCCUGGAGGGGACAUGAUGACCCUGCUGAUGAAGAAGGACACCCUGUCGGAGGAGGCCACCCAGUUCUACAUCGCCGAGACGGUCCUGGCCAUCGACUCCAUCCACCAGCUGGGUUUCAUCCACCGCGACAUCAAGCCUGACAACCUGCUGCUCGACUCCAGGGGCCACGUCAAGCUGUCGGACUUCGGUCUGUGUACCGGACUCAAGAAAGCCCACCGCACCGAGUUCUACCGCAACCUCACCCACAACCCGCCCAGCGACUUCUCCUUUCAAAAUAUGAACUCCAAGAGGAAAGCGGAGACUUGGAAGAAGAACCGGAGGCAACUGGCCUACUCGACGGUGGGGACCCCAGACUACAUCGCCCCGGAGGUCUUCCUGCAGACGGGCUACAACAAGCUGUGUGACUGGUGGUCGCUGGGGGUCAUCAUGUACGAGAUGCUCAUCGGGUACCCCCCGUUCUGCUCGGAGACGCCCCAGGAGACCUACAGGAAGGUGAUGAACUGGAAGGAGACCCUGGUCUUUCCUCCUGAAGUCCCCAUCUCAGAGAGAGCCAAGGACCUGAUCCUCAGGUACUGCACGGACGCAGAGAACCGGGUCGGCGCUGUGAGUGUGGAGGAGAUCAAGGGUCACGCCUUCUUUGAGUCCGUCGACUGGGAACACAUCAGGGAGCGACCGGCGGCCAUCUCUAUCGAGAUCAAAAGCAUCGACGACACGUCGAACUUUGACGAGUUCCCUGAGUCCGACAUUCUCCAGCCUGCAACCAACGUGACGGAGCCGGACUUCAAGUCCAAGGACUGGGUGUUCCUCAACUACACCUACAAGCGCUUCGAGGGCCUCACCCAGCGCGGCACCAUCCCAAACUACAUGAAGGCCGGGAAGGCUUAAAGCACCGCCCGACUCACCCCCGCCCUCCCACCCCAGGGAACACAGACUUACCACGGACACAGGGUUCUGGGGGCUGGUCGGCCCCCCUUCGCUGGUGCUGACCGCAAUCUUAACCCCGACGUCUCCAACGACCAUUCUCCCCCCUAGACUAGUCGCAUCCCUCGCUCGCAUUUCAGGAGUGCAGAUGCCCCGCCCUGGUUUUGUUUAGUUUUUAGGGCCAACCAUGGCGUCCGUCGCAGGCCCGGGUCUCCCUUUGUGAUUGUUCAGCGCCGCCGCAUGUAAACGCAGACGUGAAGCCUCGGCGGGGCGGAGGGGUUGACCCCCAGAAGGGGUACGUUAAAAGAUGUAAGGGUUGUUCUUAUUUUGUCUCAGAAAAGGAAGACCUUCUUUGAGACAAACUGACCCGUCUGGUGAGGAGGUUUAGCUUCGGUGCGUUUGACGUUUCGUCGGGUUGUCAAAAGUGUUGUUGUUGCCAAUAUCGACCCCUGGUCGAAUCGGUUUGAUUUGUGUCAAGGGAGAAACAUUCCAACCUCAUCGCCGUCACGCACCAAUCAGGAUCAGGGUUGGCUCUGCUUCUCUUGGUUACCGGGUAGACCUCGCCAAUUCAGAAUAAAUAUCCAGGUUCCUUCCUGUUUCAAAGUAAUAGUCGACAGGUCACCUUAAUGUUUCCAAAUAAUAGUAUCUCGGUUGCUUUCUGUUUCAAAAUAAUAGUUUCCAGGUUCCUUCCGGUUUCAAAAUAAGAGUGUCCAGGUUCCUUUCUGUUUCAAAAUAAGGGUGUCCAGGUUCCUUCCUGUUUCAAAGGUAAUAUUCUACCGGUUCCUUCCUGUUUCAAAACACUCGUUGACGGGAUCCUUCCUGCUUGCAAAACAAUUUUCUACAUGUUUGAAAAAUAUAGUCUGUGUGUAUAAUCUUCGCAAGAGUCAAUCACACUCCUAGCUCAAUAAAAAACAUGCAAAGUGCCUUUUAAGAGUAAAUACUGAAUCUUAAAUGUAACUGAUGGUAACCGAUAGUGUUAAUCGAGUGGCUAAGGAUACCACCCCCCCCCCCCCCCCCAAACUCUCUCACUGCUUCAAUCCCCCCUACGCCUCCGGAUGUUAAAUAAGUCUCAUACUGUCAUCUGUGAAACUGACAGCAACGCGUAGAACCACCUCGAACUACUGACCAAAGAAUUGUCAUGGUGACCCUCCCCCCCCCCCCCCCCCCCCUACAGGCUCACGGCCUACUCUACUGGAAGAUGGAUAUCUUAGGGUGGUAGUGGCAGAAAAUGGCAUCGAAGCGUAGUUCCUCACUCCGUUGUGCACCCAAACGUUCUCGCUUGGAUGAUUUCCUCCCGUAACAACGUUUCAUAGGAUUGGAAAAAUCGAUUUGGUGCGCUGCUGUUUCACUGUUCACUUCCUCUGUAUGCUCCCGCUUCUGAUAGGGCGCAUCCCAUUGGCUGUCUGCAUUGAGCUACCUGGAGGAGAGAGAGCUGG